Messenger RNA from Gadus macrocephalus (Pacific cod), 7601 nucleotides. It is a transcript of the gene per2, whose product is annotated as period circadian clock 2. The transcript has 23 exons. Gene Ontology annotation, molecular function: transcription corepressor binding; transcription cis-regulatory region binding. Lineage: Eukaryota; Metazoa; Chordata; Actinopteri; Gadiformes; Gadidae. Gene Ontology annotation, biological process: entrainment of circadian clock by photoperiod; negative regulation of transcription by RNA polymerase II; circadian regulation of gene expression. The coding region runs from base 2548 to 6807 and encodes 1419 amino acids. The record is from RefSeq and is a predicted model, not a curated record. Gene Ontology annotation, cellular component: nucleus; cytoplasm.
CAUAAUAAUAAUAAUAAUAAUAGAAGCCAUGAUGGCAAAAACAAAAGAGUUUAAAAUGAUCAGAUACAACUUAACAAACGCUAGCUUAGCUAGUUCUUCCUGAUCGUUGUCCGCCGUGUUUGUUAACACUAAAGUCACAAUGUUGAUCGCGAGAGAUUGGCGAAAUUUUCAGUGAUGAAAAUCGGAACUGGUUUUCUGUGAAAUCGGAAUCGGUAGUGUGUGUGCUGUGCUCUUUUGGCAAAAUCGUUUCCUUCAGCACACAAAACCAACAUGUAUAUUAACUAUCAUUAGGUAGGCCUAUGUGGUCUCCCACGUUUUCUAAAUUUGAAAAAUCAUCUCGAUGUGUACCCAGCAUAAACAACAGAAUACGUAGUUUUUCAAUGACUCGAAACAACCUAUUUGACCGUUCGCUGGUCCAGCGUCCCCAAAGAAACAGCAAAACGUCUAGUAUGCGGACAAUGGCUGUCUGCCAAAACGAAGAUGGAUGACAUUUGUUUCUCAUUCAUAUUCCCUUUUAAUAUUUUAAGAUAGUUUCGACAUUCAAAUGCGCUUUCUUAUAAUUUCUAGUGAUAAAUGUGAAUUUUAUUUCAGUAAAAUACAAUCCAUGAAUGUAUUUGAGGUUUAGUGUGUUAGUUAAUCAGCAACGUUUCUCUGGUUGCCGCGGUGAUUCGUAUGAUAUGGAUGCUGGCAUUCCUGAAACUACGCAGCUUGCAUGUUGUUUUACUGUAUUGUGUGUAGUCAACUGAGCUGUGAUAUAAAGUCACUUUAUACAACAGAUAUAACAUAGUAACAAAAAUAACACUUAAUUAAAGUUUUAUUUUAUGUAACUGAGGAUAUUCUUGACAAAAUGAAUAAUUGGCUUGAGUUUUCCCACAAGGGCGGCCGACAGAAAGGGGAGACACUUUCAAAAAGGGCAGGCCUAUUUAUCAAGAUGACAAAGCUCGCAUUGUAAAGUACGACUAACGCACAAAUAUUUGAUCAAUGUUCUGGAACUACUUUCAAGAGACUGUAAGCCAGUGUGAGGCACAGAUACUCUAAAACUCUAAAUCUUGCUUUUUUCUUCCACUAUUUUCAGAUUCUUCCAUUAGUUAUGGGGUUCCGCACCUCAAUAAGAUGUGAAAAGUGCAGUACAAUGAUGUAGGCCUGCACAUUUGAAACACAUGCAAACAUAACGUUUCACUUUAAAUGUGGCUCAAUGCUUUUAAAAACAACGUGACAACGUGGGUGCAUGGCGUGUUCAGGCAUGUGCAGAGCAUAACGCCCAUCACAUUGCACACAUGCUUGGCAUGGGACAGACCUUCCCUUUCACCUUGCUUCAUCACAUUGGCAUAGGUGCUCUUCCAUCUGCUCACCCACAGCGACUGGGAAAAUGUGGGUUUAUCUGGAAGUCAGCCGACCACACCGCCCAGACCUGACCCUCGCCCAUCUGUGGUUUCACACCAUAGGAAAUUAUUUGAAAAGCCAUUAUCUCACCUCAUCUCAUCUUCAAACCGCUUAGGUAAUGCAGGGUCGCGGGGGCAGCUCCAGCAGCUGCUCUUAUACUAAUAAAUAUAAAAUAAUAAUAAUUAUUACUAUUAUCGUUAAUUGUCAUUUGCCACAAGGGGUAACAAAUACAAUACUUACUUUGCACACACACACACACACACACACACACACACACACACACACACACACACACACACACACACACACACACACACACACACACACACACACACACACACACACACACACACACACAAAUACAUACACACACACACUCACCACACGCAAACAUGCACACAGUCCCACAAUUUCCCACAGACCCGUACAAUUUACACAGACACAGACACAAACACACAAUUAUUGUGUGUUUUUGGUAUGUUGUGUUGUUGUAUGUUAAAGCAAAACAGUCCAACUCUUAAUAAUGAUUAAUAAUGAUAGUGAAAUAAAGUGUAAAAUAAUGCAAUGAUUUCCCUAUACACUGUUUUAUCCUUGAAGACUGCAGCAGAUAAGUUAGGUGUGUCACAGGUGUUUGUGUGAAUGGAUACACACGCACACACACUUGUGUAACCGUUUAGGUAACGCUCGUCGUAUUCGGGCUGAGAGCCGACCACCAACCACCAACCACCAGCAUGGCUGUAUUCACUUCCAGCUGUCUUGUGGAUUAGUUCUCUGAACCAUUCCCCGCUCUGAAUGGCUUACGUAACCAAUGAAUGUCAGCUUAAGGCGGGGCUAAAGGAGGAGAUAUAAGUGAGGUCAUUGUCGGGGCUAUAAUUCAGAAACUAGGGAGAACGAAGGGGUUUCAAACCCUUAACGCAGUCCAGCCAACCAAAGCAAUUGGUUGCCAUUAAACAGCCACGAAGACUCUGAAGACUCGAAAGAAACACAUUUUCAUAAACUUUCAAAAACCCGCUGGGAAUUUUCUUUUUGACGGGUCCCCCACCUCAGCCGCCCCUUCCUCCCGGCAAACACCUGGAAAUGGAGUAACUGUGUGCUCCAGCUCCACCAGCACCACCAGCACACUCCGACCCAAACAGCCUCCACCCGCACCGCCCUCUCAGAAUCAUGUCUCAGGACUCGGACCCCAAGCUGUACCACUUCCCCGGUCUGGAGGACCAGGACGGGGCCCGUGGCUGCAGAAGGGCCUCCCUGUGUGUCCCCACACCCCGAGGGCCCACCCGGCGAGGCUCCAACGCCCAGCUCCGCCGCAUGGGGAGCUACGGCCAGACGGGCCCCGACCUGGGGCGGGCCUCCGAGGGCAGCGACAGCAGCGGGUCCCUUCGGGGACCCCCGGCGGCGGCCCCCCCCUCCCCCCCGCGGGGACACCGCUCCCGCCAGCUGCCCGAGGAAGACGUGGAGAUGAAGAGCAGCGGGUCGAGCGGGAGCGGGACGGAGUCCCAUGGAGACGAGAGCCGUGGCAACCAGAGCCACGGCAACGGGUCGACAGGCAGCUCCAACGGCAACAGCAAGGACUCUGCUCUGUUGACGUCUUCCGGGAGCAACAAGAGCUCUACCUCUCACAGCCCGUCCAUUCCCAGCAGCUCCAACGCCUUCAGCCUGCUCAGCUCUGAGCAGGACAACCCCUCCACCAGUGGCUGCAGCAGUGAGGAGUCUGCCAAGGCCAAGACCCAGAAGGAGCUGCUGAAGACGCUGAAGGAGCUGAAGCUCCUGCUGCCGGCGGAGAAGAGGAGCAAGGGCAGCACCUCGUCCACCCUCAACACGCUCAAGUACGCCCUCCGCUGCGUCAAGCAGGUGGAAGCCAACGAGGAGUACUACCAGCUGCUGAGGACCAACGACGGCCAGCCCUCGGGUGUGGACGUGCCCUCCUACACCAUCGAGGAGAUCGACAGCAUCACAUCCGAGUACACUCUCAAGAACAACGACAUCUUUGCGGCGGCGGUGUCUCUGAACACGGGCCGCAUCGUCUACAUCUCGGACCAGGCGGCCUCCAUCCUCAACUGCAAGCGGGAGGUGUUCCAGAACGCCAAGUUUGUGGAGUUCCUGUCGCCGCAGGACGUCAGCGUGUUCCACAGCUUCACCACGCCCUACCGCCUGCCCUCCUGGAGCAUGUGCACUGGAGCAGAGUCCUCGCCUCCCGACUGCAUGCAGGAGAAGUCCUUCUUCUGCCGUAUCAGCGGGGGUAAGGAGCGUGCGGGGGACCUCCAGUACCUGCCCUUCCGCAUGACGCCGUACCUGAUGAAGGUCCAGGACAGCGGGCACCCGGAGGACCACCUCUGCUGCCUCCUGCUGGCCGAGCGCGUCCACUCCGGCUACGACGCUCCCAGAAUCCCCACAGACAAGCGCGUGUUCACCACCACACACACUCCGACCUGCGUGUUCCAGGACGUGGACGAGAGGGCAGUGCCUCUCCUGGGGUACCUCCCCCAGGACCUCAUCGGCACCGCGGUCCUGCUGCACCUCCACCCCGACGACCGGCAGGUCAUGCUGGGCAUCCACAGGAAAAUCCUGCAGUUUGGGGGCCAGCCCUUUGACCACUCUUCCAUCCGGUUCUGCGCCCAUAACGGGGAGUACAUCAUCCUGGACACCAGCUGGUCCAGCUUCGUCAACCCCUGGAGCCGCAAAGUGUCCUUCGUUAUCGGGAGGCACAAGGUCCGCAUUGGCCCUGUCAAUGAAGAUGUCUUCGUGGCUCCAGCCCCCAAGCCUGGAGAGACCAAGGCCAUAGACCCGGACGUCCCGGAGAUCACAGAGCAGAUCCAUCGGCUCCUCUUGCAGCCGGUUCACAACACUGGCACUACGGGCUACAGUAGCGUGAGCAGCGACGACCUCCACAUCAGCAUGUCCUCCCCAGGAGAGAGCGUGGGCCACAAGGUCCAGCCCGAGGCAGAGAGGGAGAGCAGCAUGGCCAAACCGCGUACCUUCCAGGAGAUCUGCAAGGGGCUUCACCGCAGGAAGAGCCAGGAGCAGCAGCUCUGCCUGGCUACCUCCACCGAGCCAGACGCCAGGAGACCCACCCCCACCGCCGCCACAGGCAGCAGCCUAGAUGGGCUCCAGAAGGCCGUGGCUGUGGUGCAGCCGAAGGACUCCACAGCCCCCCUCAGUUGGAGGGAUGCGGGUGCCGUCAUGGAGGUGAACCGGGCCUCCAUCCAGGAGGUGCCGGCCGUCAACGACCAGACUGUGUACUCCUACCAGCAGAUCAACUGUCUGGACAGCGUCAUCAGGUACUUGGACAGCUGCACCAGCCCCGUCACCAUGAAGAGGAAGUGUGAGUCCACCUCCCUCACCCUGUCCUCCAACUCAGAGGAGGACGAUCAGCAGAAGGACCACGUCUCCUGCCGGGCGUCUGGAGAACCGGCCGUGUUAAAGGAUCAGCCUGUUCAUCGUCCCUUGGGCGAUGCAGACAAAAAACCCAGUGAAUCGGCCCCAACCGUAGUGGGUGCCCCCCUCCCUUUGCCUGUGCCUGAUAAACCCGAGAGUGUGGUGUCCCUGACCAGCCAGUGUAGCUACAGUAGCACCAUUGUACAUGUAGGGGACAAGAAGCCCCAGCCAGAGUCGGAGAUCAUAGAGGAGAUGACCGACGGGCCCCAGACCCCGGGGCCACACACCAGCGCCGUGGGCGCCCCUCUCCAGGAGAGGGAGUCUUCCUACAAGAAGCUGGGGCUGACCAAGCAGGUGCUGGCGGCCCACACGCAGAAGGAGGAGCAGGCCUUCCUCUGCCGCAUCCGGGAGCUCCGCGGGGUCACCUCCUUCAAGGCCGACUGCUCGCACUACCUGGAGCGCCAGCGGGGGCACGUCGUCAGUGAUGCUGCGCCCGCCGCCCGGACCUCCCAGCAGCCCGGGGCCGCGCCGGGGGCCCGCCGCUACAAGAAGACCAAGUCCAAGCGCGUGAAGCAGAACGCGUCGUCGGACAGCACCGUGUCCCGCCACCGCCGGCAGCCGCGACGCGGCCCCCUGCUGCUCCCCCAGGGCCUGAACCAGACGUCCUGGUCGGCCUCCGAGACCUCCUUCUCCACGGCGUACCCGGCCGUGAUGCCCGGCGGCUACCCCGUGCAGGUCGGCCCCGGCGUGGACCCCUCGCUGGCGGGCUACGCCCUGGCCCCGUCCUACGCGCCCGCCCUCCGCCCCGCCCCGUACGAGGACCCCGUGGUGGCGCCCGUCCUGGCGCUCAUCCUCCCCAACUACCUCUUCCCUCAGAUGGGCGCGGCGGGCCCGCCCCCUCAGCAGCAGGCCUACUACCCGACGGGCCCCGCCGUCUACCCCCCCCCCCACCAGCCCCCCUUCCACCCCGGGGCCUUCGGGGAGCCGCGCCCCUACGGCGGGCCGCCCCCCUACGCGGUGCAGCCUCAGUACCCCCCGGGUCGCCCCUUCGCCCCGCGCGCGCCGGUGCACCAGCCCACCGCGUUCCCCUUCCCCCCGCCCGCCGCGCCGGACGCCUCCAGGGGCUCCUCCACGCCGGGGUCCCCCGGUUGGGGCCAGGAGCCGCCGCCGUCGCCGCUGAUCCAGUCCAGCUGCAGCUCCCCCCUGCAGCUCAACCUGCUGCAGCUGGAGGAGUGGCACCGGCCGCUGGAGUGGCAGGACGGAGCGGCGCUGCCCCCCUGUGGCCUGGGGGGCAACGGCAGCGAGCGGGAGAAAGGAAGGGGGGCAGAGAGGAAGGAGGAGCUUCAGCAGGCGAGUUCCCCUGGCGACGGUAACAACAGCGACGCCACCUCCUCGUCCAGCGACAUGAUGGACAUCUUCCUCCAGGAGGACUCCUGCUCGGCCACCUCGGGGUCCAUGGGCUCCGGCUCCAACGGCUGUGACACGUCCAACAGCGGAACGUCCAAGAGCCGGACCUCCAUGAGCAGGACGUCCCGGAGCCAGACGUCCGCCAGCGGGACCUCCGGCAGCGGCAUAGGGAGCAACGACAGCAGCCAAUACUUUGGCAGCGUGGACUCGUCUCAGACCAGCCAGAAAGCCAACGGCCAAUCAAACGACGGCGAGACCAGGGCCAUGGAGGGGGUACAGAGUGAGCACUUCAACAACGAUGUGCAGCGUGUGCUGAGGCAGGACCGGGACAAGCUCCGCCAGCUGCAGAAGAGCCAGCCCCACUUCAGUCAGGAGCAGCGGAGAGAGCUGAUGGAGGUCCACCCCUGGUUGAGAAGAGGCUGUCUGCCCAAGGCCGUAGACAUCAAGCUGUGCUCCUGCUGUAAGGACCCAGAGGAGGCCUCGACCCCCGCAGGACCGCCGUGCUCCGACGGCGUCAACACCCAGACCGAGAUAAGGGAGCUCAGCUACGUGAGGAAGCCCAGUGAGGGGUCCCAGUGCUCCGCGGGGCCUUCCUGCUCCCGCCUCUCUCCCGGCCCCCUGGCUCCUCCCACUGCCAGCUAGCCCCUCCCCACAGACCCUGAGACUCCGCCUUUUGGCUUUUGCCGCAUUCCGAUAACCCCGUUCCGAUUCCGAAGUUCGAAGGCUUACACAGCAGCACAUUGCAUCCUCAGACCAGGAAGUGCUUUAGAAGAAAUGUUUUUAUAUUUUCUUCACCAUGGACUGUCACUGUUGCGUCAGUGUUAUUUGAGCAUGUACACUGACACACUUUACUUAUUUGACGUCUCUGAAUAUGUCAAUCUAUAUUUUUAUACCGAAACGACUUCCUGCCUCAAAAGUAGAUUUAUAUCUGCCAACAGAUAGCACAAGAGGGACCAGUGUAUGAUGUUUUUAUAGAGCUGUAUAUGCCUCAGCACUGCUGCUGGCCUUCACACUGGACGACAUACUAAAGAGUAUUUAGUCCAGAGUGGGAAUGGCCUCGGAUGAGAUGCAUACAAAAUGCCUUCAUAGAAAACAGCUUGAAUUAAAAGAAUAAUAAAUAAUGGAACGCAGCAGCCAUUAUAAGCUAAGUGGUUUCCUUUGAGGUCCAACUGUUGCAGCGGAAGCUCUUUUUACCCUCCAUGUCAAGUGUGUGGCCACUUUUGAAGUGGAACUUUUAGGGUUAUUGCAUGGCAUAAAGCAAUUUAACCAGUUAUCAAAGGUCUUUUUUUUCUAGGCAUUGGCGACUGUGAAUCUUUGCACUGCCCAUUAGCCUGCACACAUGAGCCACAAUAUGCUGCUAUAUUGCAAAUUGUUCUGGUUUCUCUAUCUUUUUUUAUAUUUAAUAAAUUGCUGUUGUCGGAGAGGCACUUUAAAUA